AUGGCGUGUGGUGAGAAUCUCUACCGAUUUGUUUUAGUUACAUUGGCAGCCCUAUUGAUAGAGCUUUCUGGUGUAUCGGGAAGGGAAUUCAGGUUGUAUGCUUUUGAAUUCACUUCUCCAAAUAUUCAUCGACUGAACGCAAGAAGCGGUGCAGAAAAAGAGCUUGCCGUUUCUCUAAAGACUGGCGACAUGAUUAAGCUUGUUUUCUGUUUAACAGAGAAAGCUGAUGUGCAGGUCUCUGGUUUAGUUAUUUCAAACGAUGGCGGAGAGGAUGAGUUGUCUAUUUUAUUAGAUUGGGAUGAAGUUGGAUCCACUAGGUCUAAAUAUACACGACUGUCUGGACAAGGUUGGAAUAUUUUUGAGUCUACAAGUCCUGUGGGCCUUAGGAGGACAUUGGAUGCUGGGCGUCAUAGCGUCACAGUCAACGUGACGUCAGCAGAUGAAUUUGGAGUGGAACUAGACGCUGUAAUGAUCAAAGUUAGUGACGAAGACCUGAACGAAGACGCAUUUACAUGUAACGUAUUUUGUUUCAAUGAUAUCACAUAUGCUCACGUAGAAGGAAAGGACUUUAUUGCCAGUGCCCGGAUGGAACAGAGGAGCUACCGGACGGAGUGUGCCGAAGAAGAUAAUGUUCGUAUUCCGUUCUACCACAGUCGUAUUUCUAAAUUUGCAGUUAAAGCGAUGCAUCCUAAAUACAAAGCAUUCGUUAACCACAGAGGAUCUGAUUUCACAAACUGCAGAAUGGUAAAUGACCUACUUUGGCGUUUUGAAAAUCUUACUUAUCCGUUUUCUAUGAGACAAUUCAAGCGAGGAAAGGCAAUCAUUACACACGAUAAAAAUGACGACCAUAAUAUCAUUGUGACAUUCUUUAGUCCGGACGGUCCGAACAAAGGGGUGGUGGACUCUGAGAUCGGAUCUCGGCUUUAUGUUGAACUAAGAAAUGUUUUGGCACCAAUUGAAAUAGGACUAACAUACUAUGGGAGAGAGAAGAAAUGGUCUUCAUCCGAAUUCAUAACAUUCUCGCCUGAAAAGACGAAUCAUACCUGGCAUGUAUCAGACUACACAUGGAAUGAAAGUCCUGAAAACAUCAUUCGCUUGUUAUUGCCUCUAGACCUUCCGUUCGAAAUCGAUGUAGCAAUGAUAUCUUUAAAUAAGAGAAAGACAAAGGAGGACACAGCGUUUAAAGUGUUUGAUAAUUCAGAGAAAAUUAUAGAGGGUGUAAAUGUUGACUUUUUCUGGCGGUCGGACGGUGAUAUGGUGGUUAAAAUGACAGAUUCAGGGAAGGUCUAUACCGGAGCUGACUACGUCAGGAUUUACACACACUUGCCGUGGGGAAACCACGAAUUCUCUCAAAUAAUUGUCCUUUAUCGGGAUGGUAACUUCCGGAUUCUACCAUUAGCACCUCCUGGUGUCGAUUGGAUUCCAUUCGGAUCUUCUCUUUUAAUUGGGGAAACAGACCCCGAUUAUGAGCGUCCAUUUGCAUCUAUUUCAGAGGUAGAGAUUGACAUCAGGAAAAAUAUUCUGAAUUUGACGUACGCUAACGGAAAUACUGUAACCAUUGAACUUCAUAUUGCAUUUGCUGAAACUUCCCUCACUGUCACAAACAUUAAUUUCAAAAACAAACGACUGUUUCCGUUUAUGAUUUACAACUCAAUGUGGGUUUCUGACGGAAAUGCGGAUGUAGAUCGUGUGAGGGUGAAUGGAAAUGAGGCUCGCCGUAUCAUGGCAGACUGGCGGUACUUGUAUGGAACUUCCGUCGCAUUCUAUCGACAAUGUCUAUCGCGACACAACACAAUGAGUCCCGAUAUUCGAGUGGAACUUCUGGAGGAGGAAUGA
Ylistrum balloti is the source of this 1836-nucleotide messenger RNA. RefSeq lists its product as uncharacterized. The record is from RefSeq and is a predicted model, not a curated record. Lineage: Eukaryota; Metazoa; Mollusca; Bivalvia; Pectinida; Pectinidae. The transcript has a single exon. The coding region runs from base 1 to 1836 and encodes 611 amino acids.